Messenger RNA from Zeugodacus cucurbitae (melon fly), 8836 nucleotides. It is a transcript of the gene Asx, whose product is annotated as polycomb protein Asx. The transcript is spliced from 10 exons. The record is from RefSeq and is a predicted model, not a curated record. Gene Ontology annotation, biological process: animal organ morphogenesis; positive regulation of transcription by RNA polymerase II. Gene Ontology annotation, molecular function: chromatin binding; DNA binding. Gene Ontology annotation, cellular component: PR-DUB complex. NCBI's taxonomy places the organism in Eukaryota, Metazoa, Arthropoda, Insecta, Diptera, Tephritidae. Bases 1027 to 6813 code for a protein of 1928 amino acids.
UGUCAGAAAGUAUUGAGUCGAGAAGAACAUGGACAUAGAAAAGUCAGUUUCGCAUCAAUGAAGUUAUAUCGUCGUCCAAUUGUUAAAAUUUCGGUUUUUUCAUUAAAAAAACAGCAAAUAUAUAAUUAAUAUAAAAAUGUAUUACAUAAUUUAUGGCUUUAUACAAAAUGAUAUUGUGCAGUUAAUUGUAGAUCGAAAAAAGUAAAAAGAUAUGCAAAAGCAGAAACUUGAAUUGCAAUAACUGUGCCAUUGCAUUGGUGUGAGAAAGAGAUGGGUCGAAUUGGCCAGUGAUGCAAGUGUGGCCAAUAAGUAUAAGAAAAAAGGAGUUGGUUCUAUGAGUGUCAGCUGGGUCUGUCAAAACGAAUGAAAACAGGAAAAUUUGCUUUUGUUUGUUAGUUUGUCUUUAAUUCUUCCGCUGUCUACUUUAUGCAAAUUUGAUGAAAAACUGAAUUAAUAAUCGUGAAAAGAAGAAAAGAAAACAAAUUGUGGAAAAUUUAAAUGAGUUUGUGGUAAAGGAAUCACAAAAUUGAAAAGAACCAUUGAGUUGUAGUUCAUGGCAAAAUGAAAAUGCGUAUGAAAAAAAAUAGUUGCAAAGACAUUCCAGCAAUUGAAAAAAGAACAGUGAAAAGAGCGUUCUGAUAAAUAGGAGAAGUGAUAGAUAGAGAAACGCGAGAAAAGCAAACCUGAUGAAAAUAAAUUGAAUAGUAAUGGGAUACAAAGGAAAAACGAAAUCAAAGAACGGGAACGAAUAAACGACGCACGACUUUAUCCAUCCACCACUAUACACGGGUAGGAAGAAAAGUGAUGCGAUAAAUCUGAGAUCUAUAGAAGAAAUGUGCUUCAGAGGCUAUAGAAAAAUUGCAGAAAAAACGAAACGCAACAAUUUUGGAUAUAAACUCGAGUUAAUCUCGACUAUAAAAAAUUGUACACCUCAUUUUUGUGACCAGAAAUAGGGUCAAAAUGAGUCCACAGGUCAGAUUUCGUUGCAUCGGAUAAGCUGCUGAUCCACUCAAAUUUGCUAAGAGUAUGAGAACGACCUUAUUGGGUACAUCAAUAACUUAUCGCCCAACAACAACCCGACAAAACAAACUCUCAUUGACUAUGGAAUCGCAUUCACCUUCUGUGCGACAGAAACUAAAUGCUGAUCCCAUGGCUGAAAAAACGGAACACGUCAAUCUCUUAAGUGAGGAGGAGGAAAAGGAUCCCCUAGCAUUAGAUACUGCAAUCGAACAACAGAGUUCGCGAAGUAAGCUAACAAGCAGCGCAAAACACAGCCACAGUUUACGACGUCAUGUUCCUCGUAUCAUUGUUAAACCUAUACCACCCGAGAAAAAGGUUACAGUUACGGCGACAACAACGUUGAGUAGCAACGUUGCAACGUCAACUGCAACUGCGAAUACUGUGAUUAAUGCCACCAGCGGAAAGAACACAACACCUAGCCCUUCAAGCCGUGCCAGUAGUAGUCGUCGUGCUCAACAGCAAGCUAAAGCAGCAGCUGCUGCUGCUGCUGCUGCCGCCGCCGCCGCCGCCGCUGCUGCCACUGCGACAUCAACCGCAGUGGCAUCUAUAACAACACCCAUAACAGCCAUUACACAAGCUUCUACUAUGCGUGAGGUGUUAGCAUCUAUACCAGGGUUCAGUUUUAAACCUCGUAGACGGUCUUCCAAGAAAAUCUCCACUGCUGCACAAAUCGAGCAAACAAAAGAUGGAAAAAUUGACCUCGAAACACCCGACUCAAUAUUAGCUUCGACCAAUUUGAGAGCCUUACUCAAUAAACAAACAUUUUCUAUGCUGCCUCCCCUAUAUCAGUAUAACCUCAUUCAGUUGCUACCAAGCGUUGAUCGCGAGGCUAUCGAAAUAGAACGCAAGAACAAUGUCGAUUCCACCGUUACUAUGGAAGCUAUAAAAUUGGGUCCAUCCAGCCUAAACAAUGAGUUCUUUGCACGUGCCUGCUUGGAGUGGCGUGAACGAUUGGCGGAAGGUGAAUUCACGCCCGAAAAUCAAAUGAAAAUGAAAACCGAAGCCGAGAGAGAAAAGAAUAAAUUGGAUCCAUGGAAAUUGAAACAUUUUGAACCGAUUUGGGGUGAAAAGUCUUACAAUCGCGCCAGUAGUACUAGUAGCAAUAGCAGCAAUAUAAGUUAUAGUAGCGGUAAAAGCAGUGAUAGUUAUACUAAUCUAAUAGAUGAGCGGCUAGAAUUCAAAUUGGAGAGUAAAGGUGGCCUGGUCGCCACCAUUGUGAAAACAUCCACAAAAACACCAACGGCAGCACCAGCAUCAACGGCCACAUCAUUAGCGGCGCAAACGUCAGCAACUUCUACAACGACAACAACAGUGACAUCAGCAACAAGUGCUGAGAGUACAGAAAAUACAACAUCUUCUUCUGUGGAUAUUAAAGAAGAGGGUGAAGAAUUUAUUGAUGAAUCAAUUGCUAGCACGAAUGUGAACUCAUUAAAAAGUGAGCAGGAAAUACAGCUAGAGGAGUUGCGACAGCAAGAACAAACAGGCUCGUCUACAACGGAUUAUGAAAAACAGACUGAUACAAAUUGCGAUGUGGAUAAUGUUGGUUGCACCGAUUCUUCGUCUACCUUUGAUUUAUUGCGUAGUGAUUCAAGUGGCAUACAAAGUGAAACAGCCGGUGAAGAGUCUAAAAUAUCUGUAGCACUUGCUGCUUUGGAACAUGAAAGACAGUUGAUUAAGUGUGGGAGCAGCGGCAAUAUACGUAAACGUUCGGAGUCAGAUAUUACUUAUGAUAAUCGUACACAGAGUAAGCAAAUGAAAAUGGAACACCAAAUUGAACAGCGCCAACAACAAAAACAACCUGAUUAUGAUAUAACUGACGCUGCAACCAGUAUAGAACAAGAAGUUAGUCAUGCCGUUAAAGAUGAGCUGAAAGACACACUUUCGGCCGCUGUGUCGUCAGCGACUUCAAGUUCACAAGAAUUGAGUGGUAGCAAUAGUUUAACCACCAGUUCAUCCACCACAAAAAUGCCCACCAACGAUAGUUUUUUGUAUAACAGCAAUAUUUACAAUACAAAAUUCGAGCAGCAAACUAAUGCGGCAUUAUUGCUAAAGGAGACAUUGCUUGCCACAGGCAGUGGUGAAGAGUUAGUUGUGGGCAAUAGUAUUGCUGAUAUUAGCUUGAAAGCGUCGAACAACUUCUUACAAAAUCCAGAAACAUCAUUUGCAGCAGCAAUUACUUCUGUGGCAAAUAGUACCUGUAACAGUAUUGCAACACUGCUGUCAGGAACGUCAACGUAUGUGAAUGUGAAUGCGGUAUUGCCGGCAGUGUCGCCAUUGCCAAGUCUCAACAGCGGCAUAACACUGCAAAAUUUCGCAACUCAAGACAAACAAUUGCACGGGUGUUCAAUCAUUUCAAUAGAAGAUGGCGAGGAUGAUGAUGAUGAUGAGCUCAUCGAGCAAAAGUUCGCUGACGCACAAAAUUAUGUUUUGGAAUCUGGCGAUGUUAGUACAGAUAGCAGUGCAGGUACGAGCAGUGCUUUACUUACGCCUGGCGACGUCGCUAAUAUAAAGGAGAAGAAAUUCAUUUUCUGUGAUUCAGUUGAUCAAGGCACAACAACUCAAACUUGUGACAAUCUCUUUGAAAAUAAGCAAGAUAUUGGCAGUUGUAUUUCAUCAGUGGCAACCUCAUCGGCAUCCUCGUCCUCUUCCUCAUCAAUGACCUCGGCACCGACGACUAGUGGUGAUGUGUUGUAUGCAACAGCGGCUCAACUGUCACACGCCGCUCCAGUAACACUCGAACAAAAGCAACAACAACAACAGCAGCAGCAACAAAUCAUAUUAUCGAUGACCGGAAAGAGUGGAGAGGAUUUGUUCCAUCAUGUGCAACACGAUUGGAACUUCGGUGGUAUAAAAUUGCAACAGCCAACCGAUGCAGCGUCAAGCAGUUUUAACGGUGUGAUACAAACGCAUCAAGGCGUUAUAAAAGUGAAAAAUAUGAAUACGUUAUCAGUUGAAGAUGCAUCUAUGCCAAGCGUGGAUGCAACUCAAGCUGACGAUGUCGCGGAGUGUAUGAGUUUUGGUGGUGAUGAAGAAGCGGCGGCAAUUGUUAAUUGUCGUGCUGUAGCUGGUGUCGGUGUAGGCGAUGAACACGGAGAAGAAGUAGUUGAUGAUAUGCGGACGGAAGAUGUUGAAGAUGUCGAUGAUGACGAGGCGGAGGAGGGGGAUGAGGACGACGAUGAUGAUGACGCUGAUGAUAAUGAUGCUGUACGUGAUAUAGUUGAUGAAUUGCAACAACAACAUAGACAACUGCUUAAAGACCAGCAGCAACAGCAACAACAACAACUGCAACAUCAACAGCAAUUAGAGGAACAACAAGAAUUGGGUGAAACAGAAAAUCAAGAACAUCGUGGCCAUUUAACGUACGAGCAACCUGACUAUGAGUUGGACUCGGAUAUGAUUUGCGAUGUUGAAAUGUCAACUAAUGAAAUGGAAGUGUCCAGCACGGUUAUAACCAAUAGCAAUUCCGACGACAGCAUUAACGAAUUGCAUAUGGGUGGCGGCAACAGCCGGCUUGAUGGUAACGGUGUAGGCAAUGUGACCAUACAAUUGAGCGCCCACUCACCAGCGACUAUAGGUCGUUUGGCCCAGCAACAGCAACAGGCGCAGCACUCACAAACACAACAAACAUCAACAGAGCGACAAAACACGCCACAACGGCAAAUACUACUCGAUACAAAUGGACAAAUUAUUGGGAAUUUCCUUGUACAACAUCAACAACAACAACAACAGCAGCAGCAACAGCAUCUCGAACACCAGCAACAACUUUUGCACCACGCCACACAGCAGUUUACCUUUCAGGCAGCACAAACGCAGCAACAGCAACAGCAGCAAACACCAACCUUAGCUCAACACAUACAACAGCAGCAACAACAACACGUACAAAAACCUCAUCACACGCUGUCGACAAUACGAAAAGCGAUCGAGUUGAGCACAAAUGGUCAACACUAUCUUUCGCCGGGUGCUUUAACUGCGCAGCAGCACAUGGGUCAACAAUUAGUGCUGCAGCAACAAACACCUCAACAAAGACACUUCUUGACACAGCCACAAGUUCCUACGGUGUCGGCAGCAACUAAUUGCAAUAUGGUCACUGCUAGCCCCACACAACAUCAGCAGCAGCAGCAACAACAGCAGCAUCAAAUACAUGUGCAACAACAACUACAGCGUUUUCAACAGCAGCAACAGCAACCGCCUAUGCCCGCCUUUCAAUCAUUAGCCACACAAGCACAAGCCAAUGCAUCAAAAUAUAUUUCGAAGCCAAUGAAUCUUAUAACAAUGUCGCGCGGCACGAAUGUGGCAACCGUUACGGGCACAAAUGCAAGCAUCGCUUCGGUCACUAUACCGCCCGGCGCAGCUGUGAGUACAUACCCGCCUUUUAGUAGCGCAAUUGCGAACUCAGCACGCACAGCCGAACUGAUUGUGAAUGCUGCGCCAAAUAUUAGUAAUGUUAACACAUCGAAUGUGAGCGUUGCAAAUACAAAUGCCAUUAAGGGUCUAACACCAGCUGGCAUCCCAACCACAAUUGCACAGCAACGGCCAACGAGUAAAUUACCAACCAGCGGUAAGGGACGUAAAACCGUAAACAAACUGCCACCAGGAGCGGUGAAUUUAGAGCGCAGCUAUCAAAUUUGUCAAGCAGUUAUACAAAACAGUCCAAAUCGUGAGAACUUGAAAGCACAAUUACGACCACCAUCUGCUAUAUUGAGCCAGCAUCAACAGCAGCAACAACAACAACAACCGCAGCAACAGUUGACACAGAGCAAUAUAGCAACGACAAUGACGCUGCAAAGUGCAGUUCCAACAGCACCGGCAGCAGCAUCCACUGCCGCUGUAUCAGUAGCGACCUCGUCGCCAGCUGCCACCUGCGCUUCGUCAUCUCAAAAUUUCAUCAAACAAGAGGACCUAACAAGCAUUCCUGCAAAUAUAAUGGGUGUUGGACGUCCUGGCGUAUAUAAGGUGAUUGGUCCGCGUAUGGGAUUUCCACGUAAAAAGUAUGUGCAACGAAAACCAUCGCCCACCCUUAUAAGACAUCUCUUUACACCACAAACAGCCAACACGCUGCACACCAACGUAACGACAAAUCCACGAUUGCAACAGCAAUUGACAGCAGCAGCAGCUGCUGCUGUGCAACAACAACAAUCACCGCAACCACACGACCUACAUCAGAAUAGUAAUGGUGGUGGACAAUAUGUCUUGGUGCAUCGAGCGAAUGUCGGAGCAGCUGAUAAUCAAGCGCCACGAGCAUCCAGCGCACCGCCCGUACCACAAACAACACAGAGUCAACUGCACAAUAUGAAUGGAAUACCAAUAACAGGACGCGGGCGUCCUGCCUCCGUCGACAUUGACGCUUCAAAUGCAAUGCUUGACCACACUAUACACAAUCAAUUGCAUCUACAACAACAACAAAUCAGUGCGAUAAAAACAACAGCAGCGACUGGUAUAAUGCGACGAAAUUUCACGGCAGGCAAUAUAACUUAUAUAGACAAUUUAAGUGGAGCCGCAGCUAUUUCCGAUGGCAAUUACAUAGUGACCGCCGCCAAUGCUGGCACACUGGAUGCUGAACAAUUGGUAAGCAAAGCCGUUGCCGUGGCCGCCGCUGCAGCUGGUAAUGGCAGUGGUGGCGUCGGUGUUGCUGCUGGCGCUGGCAGCGGCGGUAGUGGUCAUAUCACGCGCACUGAAGCGGACAAUUGUGCCUGCUCCUUGAAUGCAAUGGUUAUUUGUCAACAAUGUGGCGCAUUCUGUCAUGACGAUUGUAUGAGUGCGUCGAAGGUGUGCGUCUCCUGUGUGAUCAGAUGAGAUAAUGAAGUCUCUGUAAUAACCUUUUAGGCCUUGCGCACAUGUAGUUGAAGUAUUUGUGGUUCAGCACUAAACAAAACACAACAAUAGUUAUAUAUAUAUUAGUACUUGAAUAGAUAUACCUAAUUGCAUAUAUGGUAGAUAUAUUUACACCAAUAUAUCAACUUGAACACGAAUUCUGAAUUCUGCAAAAAAAAAAAAACACAAAAACAAACUAAAUCAACAAAAUAGUAACAAUAAAAUACAAUUUAACAGGUGGUAAAUGCAUAAAUAACUAAAUAUAAAUACAAAAUUAAGUUCUGCUAUAGAAAAAGUGCUUAAUGCAACUAUAUAAAUGCCGAACUAUGAGAAUCGCUGCCGUUCAGUUUGAACAAGCUUUGUGAAUUUUGUAUAAUAUAGCGAAAAGUAGUAUGUGUGCACUGGAGGAAACAAAAGAGUAGAUUUUUUUUUUUUAACUAUUUAUCUAUUGUUCAUCGCAUUUUUCUGUGUUUUUAAAAGCAUCAAUUAAAGUACUAAGAGCAGCGUUCAAGCAUUACCUUCCGAUUUGCUGCUACUUUCGCUAUAAUAUGCAAGAAUUUACAUCGAAUUCAAGUUAUGCCUUUAAUGCUGAGACGAUAAUUCAAUCAUUUUUCAAUAUUAUUAUUAUUUUUGUAUAGUUUUUUUUGGUAUAUAUUUAACAAGCGUUUAACAUAAAAGUCGCAUGUUAUUAAAAAGUUUUUGAAAGAAAAUCUUACUUAAAAAUUUACUGUACAGACCACAAAUCGCAUUAAAAGCUAGAGAAAAAAUGUUGUACAUUAUUGCAAUAUCAAGACAAGUGAAACGUUAAAUUAACAAUGAAUAUUGGUAAACAAUUAUGCACAUUAUUUAUGCUACUCUACAAGAACUUUUGUGAGAAAUUCUGCAUAAUUUGAUUGUGAGAUCCUUGGAAAGACUUCAAAGUAUAAUAUAAACGUAAAUAUAUACAUAUAAAUAUAUUAUAUAUUAAUAUAGUAGUACUAUUUUUUUAUUGCAUACCAUAAAUAUUUGUAAUGAGAAGCCCAGUUUCAUUCAACACUUAUUUUAGACAACGUAUUUAGUAUUUUUAUGUUAUCGUAUUAUCGUACACAAUAAAUGCGGUUUAAGUGCCGCUGCAUAUACAAAUGUACAUAUAAAAUGCAAGUGUUUCUGCUAGAACAAAAAUUUAAAAAAUGCAAUGAAAUAAAAUUAUGAAUUUUUCACACACACUUGCCCAACGCGAAAUUCUCACCAUCAAUAUAUUUAUUCUCAUUGAAUACUACAAAAUAUACAUAAUAUUACAUUUGUUUUUUUUUUUACAUAAAUAAGUAUGUAUGUCUUUUGAAAUUACAAAUGUUUCGAAAAUUGUUUUCUUUUUCCCGUUAUAGUCUGUAUUAAUAACUACUAAUUAAUUGCAAUAAGCGUUAUGUAUAUGUAACAUAUAAGUACAUUAUGUAUGUAUAUUUUUCAAUAAACAUACAUACAUAAGUAAAUAAAGCAUAAUAAUCUAUAUAUGUAUGUAAUAAAUAUUUUGUAUAUAUUUAUUGAAAUUCGAAUAUUUUAUGUUCGUUACUUUAUUAGUUAUAAUAUAAGCUAUAUUAUGUAAAAGUUAAUAUACACAAACAUAAAUACAUAACACAUAUAUAUAUAUAUGUAGAUUAUACUAAAAAUAAGCAAAAUGUUUACAAUUGGUUCCAACUGUCCGCUGAGACCAUACAUACCUUUAGAUAUUAACAAAACUUAAUUAUAACUAAGUAAGGCUUAACGCUACACACACACAUACAAUAUAUAUAUGUAUGCAUGUAUAUUUAAGUGCGUUCCAGCCAACUUUAUUGUUCACGCAUAAGAGAAUACACCAAUUUAGUUUUCGUUACAAUGCUUGAAGAUAUAUUGGUUAAGUCGCAGACAGACAAUGGAACCAUGGAGUAAGCGCAUAUACUGUAAAUAAUAUUUUAUAAGUCGCCUAAUACGGACACCUUACAUAACAAAACAAACAUAAAUACAUAGUACAUACAUUAACAUAAAAGCA